Molecule: messenger RNA, 1178 nt
Organism: Amorphotheca resinae ATCC 22711
Lineage: Eukaryota; Fungi; Ascomycota; Leotiomycetes; Helotiales; Amorphothecaceae
Exons: 4
Coding region: 164-1009 (281 amino acids)
Biological process (GO): positive regulation of protein catabolic process
Cellular component (GO): nucleus; cytoplasm
Molecular function (GO): ornithine decarboxylase inhibitor activity
Source: RefSeq, a predicted model, not a curated record
CAACAUCAACACCACAGCAACCCGCACAUAUCUAUUUCACCCGUCAAUCGAAACAGUCGCCUCUUCUUUCAAUCAUCACAUUCAACGAUCGAACCAUCCCUCUCAACUCCAACAUCAUUCGACUUCCCGUUCCAUCUUAUCGCAACCGUGGCAAACAUCAGCAAUGGCUCCCAGUAGAACCAACAGUCAAAGUACCAGUAGUAAUCGCAAUGGCGAGGUUGUGGGUCCUCAGGCCAACGUCCUCGCCAGCUGCUACAUCGUCGACACUACCAUGAACCUGACUGGUUUCCAUUACUCCACUACCGGGGCCGGCGGUACUGGUUUCCCUGAGGUCCGCCACAGUGAUCUGUGGGAUUCACCUCCUUCAAGUCCCCCUCUUGCGGCCUUGACUACUGCCAACGAACUCGCGCUUAUCUCGAAGCAUCCAACGAAGAAGCGCGACAUCGAGGGUAGGAGGAAUCACGGCCGUAGAGAGGGGGCAGCGUACACCAUCCGGGAAGAGUGUGAGAGGCUCUUCUGCAAGACCAUGAAAACCGUAUUCCUUGGUGAAGAAGGACAUGCGGGAAAUAAUGGCUUUAUCGUGAUGGGUGCGAACGCGCAUUCACCUCCUGACGAAAGGUUGGAUGCGUAUAUGGAUGACUAUGGCAAUGCCCAUCCCAGCCAAGGCGUCGAUGCAUGGUUGGAGAUCUGGGAUUACGCCAGUGGAUGCAGUUUCCGCGGGUUCGUUGCUGGAAAGGGAGAUGAGAAAUCUCUCUUCGCCUUCUUCGACUCCUCGGUUAUUCAAAGUGAUCUAAAACAAGGACUCAUGGCUUUGAUUGAACUGGCAGAGUCAGUAUUCGCUGUCUCACAGCUUGUCAUCUGCCUCGAUCGAUCGGUUGGCGAACGACACUGCAAAGCUUUUAUGAAAAGUCUCCGAUGGGUUGGAUUCGAGCUGAUUACUCUGGACAUGUGGGGGAACGGCAUCGACCUUACCAGUGACAAAUGGAUGUUCCUCGGCAUGGAAAUUUGAUUUUAUAUGGCGAGAAACGGAGGACACAGUGGCCCCCUAUCAUGGUCGAUUUUGCAGGCGUCCCUUGUUGAUAGGCGUUUUUCUGGUCUGGUGGCUUGGUAGCAGUAGUUUUCAGAGAUAUCCUAAAUUAUCUCACCAAUAAAAUGGCCGUCCACAGCUUCGUGUUACC